AUGGCGCUCCAGAUCCCAUUCCUCGGGCGACUGCACCCCUACGAAUACCUCGCCCUCCUCCUCUCCUUCGUCCUGCUCAUCCUCGAGACCUUCAUCCGGACGAUAACGCUGCUCCUGCCGACCCCAAUCAUCCGCUUCCUCUACCGCGCCAGCCGCAAUGCCUUCAACUCGCUCUCCUCCCCAUACUCGAGACGAGCAAGACAAAAGAACAAGGGCGUUUCCUCGCCCAUAGCGCAGGCCAGCGACUUUACAGAGCUUGUUGAGCUGUACGGGUACACCGCCGAGGAGCACGUCGUGCAGACAAAGGAUGGCUACCUGCUCGGUCUUCACCGUCUGGCCUGGCGCAGAGGUGAGGAGGACAUGCGUGUCAAUGCCGGCGCCAACUCGAUCCAGAAGAAGCCAGUCUACCUCCACCAUGGCCUUAUGAUGAACAGCGAGGUCUGGGUCUGUUUGACCGAUCGCGAACGCUGUCUGCCCUUCCUCCUGGUGGAGCAAGGCUACGAUGUCUGGCUUGGGAACAAUCGUGGCAACAAGUAUAGCAAGAAGUGUACACACCACUCGCCCUCACAGAACAAUUUUUGGGACUUUUCGAUGGAUCAGUUCGCUUUUCAUGACAUACCCGAUAGCAUCGAUUAUGUCCUGUCUACGACUGGUCAGCCGAGCCUGAGCUACAUUGGUUUCUCCCAAGGAACCGCGCAAGCAUUCGCCACCCUCUCGAUCCACCCGACAUUGAACAGUAAGGUCGACGUCUUUGUCGCGCUGGCACCAGCCAUGGCACCACCCGGCCUUGCUUCCGGCGUCGUCUCAUCUCUCGUCAAGACGAACCCAGAAAUCCUGUUUCUCCUCUUCGGCCGGCGUGCCAUCCUCGGCAGCACAACCAUGUGGAGCGCCCUCCUCUAUCCCGCCAUCUUCGCCUGGUUCAUAGACAAAAGCCUGUCCUUCCUCUUCAACUGGCGAAUGCGGAACAUCACCCCUCACCAGAAGCUCGCCGCCUACCCACAUCUGUACUCGUUCACGAGCACGAAGAGUGUUGUUCACUGGUUCCAGAUCAUCGCCAACGGUACCUUCCAGAUGUUUGACGACGAAGUCUCCACGCCUCUGUCUCUCAGUCAAGGCAGCAAGUACUACAAAGUGGCCAAAUUUCCAACUCGCAACAUCCGCACGCCGAUUGUACUCAUCUACGGCGGCAGUGACUCGCUGGUGGAUAUCAACCUCAUGCUGAAAGAACUGCCUAAACAUACCACUGCGAGGGAGAUCAGGAAGUACGAGCAUCUUGAUCUGCUCUGGGCAUCAGACGUGGAUCAACUCGUCUUCCCACACGUUCUAGAAGCACUGGAAUGGUAUGCGCAGCCCAUAGAAACGAAAGCCGGUGCUCUAGGAUGGAAGAACGAAAGGCCGAACGCCCCCUCCCCGUUCAACGGCUCUCAACCCCCGCAGUAUUCAGAAGGCGAAUACACAGCAAGCAGCGGCGCCCCCAUGAGAGUAGGCGAGAGCGCUUCCACUUUUGCCGCCGCGGCUUCAAGAUCUCGAGAGCGCGCCGCUGCAGGUUUGGGUGCGAGUGGGGCGCAGGCCAAUGGCGGUCAACUGUUUGAUGCAGCGACGGAGGCUGAGGCGGAGUUGACGAAUGCCGCGGAGCAUCUGGAUGAGAGCGAUCUUGAAGAUGAGCAGGAGAGUGUGCCUGAAGGACUCGCUCUUACGCCCGAGCCUCGCGCGGCGAGGGUGAGGUCAAGGCUGCCUAGACUUGCUUGA
This is a messenger RNA of Saxophila tyrrhenica, 1749 nucleotides long. RefSeq names its product cholesterol esterase (gene TGL1). Lineage: Eukaryota; Fungi; Ascomycota; Dothideomycetes; Mycosphaerellales; Extremaceae. The coding region runs from base 1 to 1749 and encodes 582 amino acids. The transcript is spliced from 3 exons. The record is from RefSeq and is a predicted model, not a curated record.